UAGGGGACCACGCCUCCCACACAACCAAGUAUAAAAACGUCCUGUAUAAAAUGGCUGGGUUUCUGUGGAGGCUGUGGAAGUGGCUGUUGCAUCUAGUGACUGGGAGGUGUGAGAUAUACCGUCUGGCUGUGUGGAGUGCUCCCAUUCAACAGAGAGCAUGGAGCAUCAGACGGAGCCUCGAGGUAUCUCAUAUCAAGACUCUGAGUGAUGUAGUGACUGCCAGGGAGUUGGGAGUGACUGAGGCGUUGGAAGUCAUAGCCUCCGCUAAGAAGAUCCCCUCAGAACAACGUCACCAGUUUGAGGAGUCCCUGAGGCCAUGUGUGGUCAGAAUACGCUCCGUGAAGUCUCUGUUCUGUCAAGUGGAGGACUUGAGGACACAAUCAUUCUCAAAGGAGAACCAUCAACAUGAGGCAAUGCUCCUUGAGCUUUGGUCGAUGCUGUAUCCAAGUGUAGAGCUGGAGGAUAGAAUCACUAAGCAAUGGCAGGACAUUGGUUUCCAAGGCAAUGACCCGGCCACAGACUUCAGAGGCAUGGGCAUGCUGGGACUGACCUGUCUACAUUAUUUCUCUCGUAGCCAUGGCGAUACCGCUCGCUCAGUCCUCUCCCACUCUCACCACCCUCGCUAUGGUUACCCGUACGCUAUUGUGGUCAUCAAUCUAACGUCACUAGGUCAUGGUUGGCUGAAGGAGGGACGACUAGACAAGUACCUAUACUGGGAGGAGGAACAACGUGACCACACCUUCUAUGAGAUCAUAGGUAGUCUGGUUGUGCGUUUUGAUGGCUAUUGGAUGAAGAGUGAACCAGAGAAUGUGAUGGCCUUCCCUCAAGUCAGAGAAGCCUUUGCUGCAGAGUUGGGAGCACAACUCAACACCGAUGACUCAUUAACACUAUCCGUUAACUAAUAAUAAUAAUUAGCUAAAGAGCCUGAAGUGAAUUAAAAAUCAUACAAUAAUUGAAGUUUUUUUCAUAAUAAUUAAUUCUAGCAUCGAUCAUUGUUGAAGUUUUGUACAAUUUUGUGCUUGAUGCCAAUUAAUGUGAAAGAAAAACAAUAA
Messenger RNA from Halichondria panicea, 1052 nucleotides. Its product is annotated as ELMO domain-containing protein 2-like. The transcript has 6 exons. The record is from RefSeq and is a predicted model, not a curated record. Bases 51 to 902 code for a protein of 283 amino acids. Lineage: Eukaryota; Metazoa; Porifera; Demospongiae; Suberitida; Halichondriidae. Gene Ontology annotation, molecular function: GTPase activator activity.